AUGACCACAGAACGAGAAUUGUUAAACAUGGAAAAAUUCAGAGGAGAGUUCAAGCCCUCGGACUUCGCUGACCCCGUCGAAUCGGCGCCCAUAGAGGCUGAGGAGUACCGAGUGUGGAAAAAAAACACCCCUUACCUCUACGACUUCGUCCUUAGCCACGCCCUCGAGUGGCCCUCCCUCACCGUCGACUGGGUCCCCCCUCCUCCACCACCUCCAGCCGGCGGUAGCGUGCCGCCAACACCACCGUCACCUCCCAUAGGGACGCUACACUCUCCGACAUCCGUCCCCAAACAUCCUCAAUGCUGGCCGCACGCAGUGCUGAGAGUGCACGAGAUGGAGGGGUACGGGGUUGAUUGGAGCACGAUGAAGGAGGGGUGGUUGAGAAGUGGGGAUUAUGAUUCGAAGAUUUGCUUUUUGGCCUGUUUGGAUGGAGGGUAG
Asparagus officinalis (garden asparagus) is the source of this 438-nucleotide messenger RNA. RefSeq names its product histone-binding protein MSI1 homolog. NCBI's taxonomy places the organism in Eukaryota, Viridiplantae, Streptophyta, Magnoliopsida, Asparagales, Asparagaceae. Gene Ontology annotation, biological process: regulation of gene expression. The record is from RefSeq and is a predicted model, not a curated record. The transcript is spliced from 3 exons. Gene Ontology annotation, molecular function: histone binding. The coding region runs from base 1 to 438 and encodes 145 amino acids. Gene Ontology annotation, cellular component: nucleus.